Molecule: messenger RNA, 2180 nt
Organism: Symphalangus syndactylus (siamang)
Lineage: Eukaryota; Metazoa; Chordata; Mammalia; Primates; Hylobatidae
Gene: MEN1
Product: menin 1
Biological process (GO): regulation of transcription by RNA polymerase II; negative regulation of cell cycle; negative regulation of cell population proliferation
Cellular component (GO): chromatin; nucleus; histone methyltransferase complex
Molecular function (GO): Y-form DNA binding; chromatin binding; transcription cis-regulatory region binding
Source: RefSeq, a predicted model, not a curated record
GACUACGGCCCCGGGGGCACAGUCGUAGAGAGGGGGCGGGGCGGCCAUUGGGGCUCCUCACUGGGGUCUUUGGGGCGCACCCCAUCGGGUACCGGGCGUCCCGGAAUUGUAGGGGACAAAAAGGCUCUGCAGUCUCGGCUGAGGGGUCUCACCGACAAAAGAGGGGAAGCCGGCCGCCGCCCACCGCCCGCCGCCAUGGGGCUGAAGGCCGCCCAGAAGACGCUGUUCCCGCUGCGCUCCAUCGACGACGUGGUGCGUCUGUUUGCUGCCGAGCUGGGCCGAGAGGAGCCAGACCUGGUACUCCUUUCCUUGGUGCUGGGCUUCGUGGAGCAUUUUCUGGCUGUCAACCGCGUCAUCCCUACCAACGUUCCCGAGCUCACUUUCCAGCCCAGCCCCGCCCCCGACCCGCCUGGCGGCCUCACCUACUUUCCCGUGGCCGACCUGUCUAUUAUCGCCGCCCUCUAUGCCCGCUUCACCGCCCAGAUCCGAGGCGCCGUCGACCUGUCCCUCUAUCCUCGAGAAGGGGGUGUCUCCAGCCGUGAGCUGGUGAAGAAGGUCUCCGAUGUCAUAUGGAACAGCCUCAGCCGCUCCUACUUCAAGGAUCGGGCCCACAUCCAGUCCCUCUUCAGCUUCAUCACAGGCACCAAAUUGGAUAGCUCUGGUGUGGCCUUUGCUGUGGUUGGGGCCUGCCAGGCCCUGGGUCUCCGGGAUGUCCACCUCGCCCUGUCUGAGGAUCAUGCCUGGGUAGUGUUUGGGCCUAGUGGGGAGCAGACAGCUGAGGUCACCUGGCACGGCAAGGGCAACGAGGACCGCAGGGGCCAGACGGUCAACGCCGGUGUGGCUGAGCGGAGUUGGCUGUACCUGAAAGGAUCAUACAUGCGCUGUGACCGCAAGAUGGAGGUGGCGUUCAUGGUGUGUGCCAUCAACCCUUCCAUUGACCUGCACACUGACUCGCUGGAGCUGCUGCAGCUGCAGCAGAAGCUGCUCUGGCUGCUCUAUGACCUGGGACAUCUGGAAAGGUACCCCAUGGCCUUAGGGAACCUGGCAGAUCUGGAGGAGCUGGAGCCCACCCCUGGCCGGCCAGACCCACUCACCCUCUACCACAAGGGCAUUGCCUCAGCCAAGACCUACUAUCGGGAUGAACACAUCUACCCCUACAUGUACCUGGCUGGCUACCACUGUCGCAACCGCAACGUGCGCGAAGCCCUGCAGGCCUGGGCGGACACGGCCACUGUCAUCCAGGACUACAACUACUGCCGGGAAGACGAGGAGAUCUACAAGGAGUUCUUUGAAGUAGCCAAUGAUGUCAUCCCCAACCUGCUGAAGGAGGCAGCCAGCUUGCUGGAGGCGGGCGAGGAGCGGCCGGGGGAACAGAGCCAGGGCACCCAGAGCCAAGGUUCUGCCCUCCAGGACCCUGAGUGCUUUGCCCACCUGCUGCGAUUCUACGACGGCAUCUGCAAAUGGGAGGAGGGCAGUCCCACACCUGUCCUGCACGUGGGCUGGGCCACCUUUCUUGUGCAGUCCCUAGGCCGUUUUGAGGGACAGGUGCGGCAGAAGGUGCGCAUAGUGAGCCGAGAGGCCGAGGCGGCCGAGGCCGAGGAGCCCUGGGGCGAGGAAGCCCGGGAAGGCCGGCGGCGGGGCCCACGGCGGGAGUCCAAGCCAGAGGAGCCCCCGCCGCCCAAGAAGCCAGCACUGGACAAGGGCCUGGGCACCGGCCAAGGCGCAGUGUCAGGACCCCCCCGGAAGCCUCCUGGGACGGUCUCUGGCACAGCCCGAGGCCCCGAAGGUGGCAGCACGCCUCAGGUGCCAGUACCUGCAGCAUCACCACCACCGGAGGGUCCAGUGCUCACUUUCCAGAGUGAGAAGAUGAAGGGCAUGAAGGAGCUGCUGGUGGCCACCAAGAUCAACUCAAGCGCCAUCAAGCUGCAACUCACGGCACAGUCGCAAGUGCAGAUGAAGAAGCAGAAAGUGUCCACCCCUAGUGACUACACUCUGUCUUUCCUCAAGCGGCAGCGCAAAGGCCUCUGAACUACUGGGGACUUCGGACCACUUGUGGGGACCCAGGCUCCGCCCUUAGUCCCCCAACUCUGAGCCCAUGCUCUGCCCCCAGCCCAAAGGGGACAGGCCUCACCCCCACCCAAACCCUAGGUUCCAGGUCCCGAGUACAGUCUAUAUCAAAC